CUUCAAAAAUCUCUGCUUUCACUAGCCAGAAGCCCUGGACACCACCUAAAAGAGCUGGAACCUUUACUUAGGUUCUGCGGUCAUGGAUGAACCUGAAGGGGCGGCAGCAGCCAAGAAUAGUGAGGAAACCCUUAUGGUGAAUAUGGAUCGAGCUGAAGAUGAAAGCGAUGUUAUGUUUGAGGUGAAGGGCUCUGAAGUGUUUGUUGAUGGGGACAGCCUGAAUAAGGCGGAUUCUGAGUUUAGAAGUGGAGAUUUGGAUGGUGGAAGCAAUUUAAUGGCAAAAGAUGACAAUGGAAAGGAAAUUUAAAGGUGGAGUUGAGGAUGAUGUUUCGGGGGCAGCCUGAGAUGUUGAUUUAGUAUCUACGUCUGCUGAGCCAGAUGAUCUAGUAGCGAAUUGUGGGGGGAUUGACUCUGUGAAUGGAGACUCAAAGAGUUCAGAACUCAGAAGAAGAACUUACUACUGAGAAGAUGCUGUGUCCAUUCCCGGAAGAGAGGAGAAAUGUUGUUUAAAUGGUGAAGAAGCUUCACAUGGCUUCUGUGCAAAUGCUGCUGGGGUUUCAUCAUCUUCAGAGGAAAAACAAGAUAGUCCUUCGGGAUCAACGAAUUAUCGACAGAGUCAUUGCAAAGGGGCUACUUUGAUUCCAAAAAAUGAGGAGACUAGCU
This is a messenger RNA of Cuscuta campestris, 663 nucleotides long. Lineage: Eukaryota; Viridiplantae; Streptophyta; Magnoliopsida; Solanales; Convolvulaceae. The record is from the annotation of a GenBank genome assembly.